Molecule: messenger RNA, 1896 nt
Organism: Cavia porcellus (domestic guinea pig)
Lineage: Eukaryota; Metazoa; Chordata; Mammalia; Rodentia; Caviidae
Gene: Ptp4a1
Product: protein tyrosine phosphatase 4A1
Exons: 5
Coding region: 87-608 (173 amino acids)
Biological process (GO): protein dephosphorylation; positive regulation of cell migration
Cellular component (GO): cytoplasm; nucleus
Molecular function (GO): protein tyrosine phosphatase activity; protein tyrosine/serine/threonine phosphatase activity
Source: RefSeq, a predicted model, not a curated record
AGUAGACUUCAGUUUCUUGCAUCAUUUUUAUUCAAGUUUUAAAAUUCUUGCAUACCCCUUUUGAGUGUUUUUGUGAGUAAAUUAACAUGGCUCGAAUGAACCGCCCAGCUCCUGUGGAAGUCACAUACAAGAGCAUGAGAUUCCUCAUCACACACAACCCAACCAAUGCAACCUUAAACAAGUUUAUAGAGGAACUUAAGAAGUAUGGAGUUACCACAAUAGUAAGAGUAUGUGAAGCAACGUAUGACACUACUCUUGUGGAGAAAGAAGGCAUCCAUGUUUUUGAUUGGCCUUUUGAUGAUGGUGCGCCACCGUCCAACCAGAUUGUUGAUGACUGGUUAAAUCUUGUAAAAAUUAAGUUUCGUGAAGAACCCGGUUGUUGUAUUGCUGUGCAUUGUGUCGCAGGCCUUGGGAGAGCUCCAGUGCUUGUUGCCCUAGCAUUAAUUGAAGGUGGAAUGAAGUAUGAAGAUGCAGUACAGUUCAUAAGACAAAAGCGGCGCGGAGCUUUUAACAGCAAGCAGCUUUUAUAUCUGGAGAAGUAUCGUCCUAAAAUGCGGCUGCGCUUCAAAGACUCCAAUGGUCACAGGAAUAACUGUUGCAUGCAAUAAAGCUGGGGUGCCUGAUGCUACUGCCUUGGACGUGGAGCUUAAGGCGGGGCCUGAUUAGUCGUACAUAUUAGCCCAUAUGUUGGCUUGGUGAAUAAGUAAUGAAGCUUCUAAAGGAGCGUGGAAAAGCAGUUAUGCAGGCUACAUACAAGCUUGACUGAUUGCAGCCUCUCUGUUUGGGUUAUGAUCAGUAGAUUUGGACAAUUGCCACAAGAUUCUUCUCUUCAGCACUUAAAAUGUGCUUAUCAUUUAUACCAAUUGACUUCCCUGAAAUCAUGCAGUAUUGAGUUUUGGCUUUAAGGCUAUUCAAAUGCCAGAAUCUUAAUGAUACAUAAGAAAUGUAGAAAGAUUAGGUGCCAAAAUACCCAGCACAAUACUCCUCUAUUUUUAGUAUCACAUAGAACCAAAAUUGCAGGAACUGAAAACACUAUAUCUGUGGUGUAGUCCCUCGGUCAUUUCCAACGUCAUAGGGCCUGUGUGGCUAUUUGCUUGCUCACUUUGUGUUUACAUCUCUCAUAUUCAUACCAGUGUACAUCAGGUUUGCUGAAACAUUGAUUGUUCCUUUCGAUUAUUACCAUGUCUUAUGGUGAUUAUUUAAUGUCUUUCUAUAAGUUUUUUAUUUUGUGCUGUUCCUGGAAACCUCCAUUUUGAAAAUCUACAUUGUUAUAGAAGCACAUGUCUUUCAUGUCUGAGACAAAAAAGCCUUACAGUUCACUUAAUGUUUGCACUCUGAGGUGCAGUGUAACAGGGAGGGCCUGAAAACACACCGGGACGGGGCUAGUCAAUAUUUUUAGUAAACUGUUGCCUUUGUCUUGUGUGAAACAUGUAGAAUAUGCUCUUUAAUUUAGUAAAUAUUUUUUAAAAGGUAUAGAUGCUUUGUUAUUGUAGCUAAAAUAAUUCUUAAUCAUAAGAUUUCUGAAAUUGUAAUUUUUUUCCAUACUUAUCAGAAAUUGUUUACCGACUUAUUUUUGUUUGAGGUGUGAUUUUUUUUCCCUUCUCUUCCCAACCUCUUGCAAAAAAAAAAAAUGGGUUUCUGCUAAUGAAUUGAGCAGACAUCUAAUAUUUUAUAUGCCUUUUGAGCUGUGUAACUUAAUAUUUGGAUACUUGACAAUUUGUUUUAUGAUGUAACUGAUAGAACGGUGAUGUGUAUUAAUGUUAGUUCAGCCAUGUGUACUUGUUUGGGUUUAUACCGUGGGGUUACAAUUCUGUGGGAGAAAUAAUUUGUUAGUGUUCACAGCUUGUAAAAAAACUUAGUGCGAGAGCUUAAACAUCUAAUAAAUAGUGAAAUGCA